Molecule: messenger RNA, 1032 nt
Organism: Papaver somniferum (opium poppy)
Lineage: Eukaryota; Viridiplantae; Streptophyta; Magnoliopsida; Ranunculales; Papaveraceae
Product: extensin-like
Exons: 1
Source: RefSeq, a predicted model, not a curated record
CUUCACUAGACUUGUAGAGGUAUGAAGUUCAUUCUCAGCACUGUCUUUAUUCUUCUUUUGAAUUUGGGAGUUCUACUUACCACUUCAGUUGCUUGUCCAACUUGUGAAACUCCAACUCCUCCUCCUAAACUGCCUAAACUCCCUCCUAAACGCCAUCCCCAAGUUCCUUCUCCUCCUCCUCCAAAUGCACAUGUACCAAAAUCACCCACAGUUAAACCACCACCUGUUAAGCCUCCGCAUGUUAAACCCCCACCAAUACCCCCACGAAAGAAGCCACCAAAGAAGGCUCCAACUGUCAAACCACCACAUGUCAAGCCUCCACAUGCUAAACCACCAACAACACCCCCACGAAAGAAACCACCAACUGUGAAGCCACCAAAGAAGACUCCUACUGCCAAACCACCGAAAAAGACUCCAACUGUAAAACCACCACCGAAGAAGACUCCAACUAAGAAACCACCGCAUGUUAAGCCUCCACAUGCUAAACCCCCACCAAUACCCCCACGAAAGAAACCAAAAACUGUGAAGCCACCAAAGAAGGCUCCUACUGUCAAACCACCAAAGAGGUCUCCAGCUACCAAACCACCGAAAAAAAAGCCUACUCCCCCCAUUGCUGAGCGACCGCCAUCUCCCCCGAUUGUAAAACCAUGUCCACCACCUACAUCUCCCGCCCCGAAACCAAUACCACCGCCAAAAUCUCCUACACCUAUACCAACACCACCAAAAGUUCCAGCACCACCAAAAGCUCCUACACCGAAACCAACACCACCAAAAUCUCCUACAACAAAACCAGUGGCACCACCAAAGUAUCCUAUACCUAAACCAACACCACCUCCAUCAUCACUGACACCAAAACCACCCCCAACACUAACGCCACCAAAGCUAACACCACCACCAUCAACACCAACCCCAACAUUGCCGACACCGCCAACAAUUCCCACACCAACACCGCCGACAAAAACACCACCACCUAUUGUAACACCAACACCGCCGACAACAACCCCACCACAACCUCCAACACCAACACCAUCA